Fusarium oxysporum Fo47 is the source of this 3490-nucleotide messenger RNA. RefSeq lists its product as uncharacterized. NCBI's taxonomy places the organism in Eukaryota, Fungi, Ascomycota, Sordariomycetes, Hypocreales, Nectriaceae. The transcript is spliced from 2 exons. The coding region runs from base 436 to 3096 and encodes 886 amino acids. The record is from RefSeq and is a predicted model, not a curated record.
GGACAGCCGAAGCAGAGAGAGCCAAAGGCAAUCAAUCAUCCUCCCCCCAUUUUUCGACUUGAAAACUAUUGCUUUGAGACGUGUUUGUCGCGUAAUUUACGACUCGAUUACUUCCUGUUACAUCGAUUGACUGUACGAUUGUGUCGUGACUUUACUCGAUGGAAUCGAAUCGUUUGCGCUUCUUCAACCGCUGUUGAAUCGAUACCUACUAAAGUUAUUGACUUAUUAUUUACCUGGAGUUGCACCAGCGAUUGAGGACCUGGCCCCCCAUACCCAUAACCCAUUUCUGCCAUCCACUACCGCUGUCAUUCCAGCUCCAACCGCUGCUAACAGGAACCACUGACUGCCACUGCAACUACCGCGUAUCGCGACGAGGCGCGGCCAACGCCCCGACGACGGAACCAAAACCAUCCAAGGCUCUUUUUUGAAGCCAUCAUGACCACGCCGACCAUGGCCCAGCCCACGGCCAUCCAUGCCAACGGCACCUCAGAAUCUCCCAGCCUCGACAAAGCGCAACCUGUCGCUCCGGGAAAGCGAAAACGCGAGACGGAAGAAAUGGAAGACCGCGAUGAAGACAAUGCCUCCGAGGAGCAAAAACCUGCCAUUACGAAUGGAGAGCCCAAAAAGGACCAACGCGACAUGAUAAAAUCUUUUGUUGAAGUUCUGAGCAGCUACGACAUCGGUCCCUCCAUCCUUAAGCGCCCCUUGCCCGAAUCCUCUGAUGAUGAGCAAGAUGAACACCGAGCCAAGCGUCAAAAGUCGACUGACCUAACCACCAUCUCCGAGAAGGCUGCCGCGAAUGCUUACGAGGAUCUAGACCAAGUGGCUAAUGACCUGGUCUCUGCUCUCCAAGCCGCUCUCAAGGAUAUCAAGACAAAGCCAGCCGAUGAUGAAAAGCAAGCGACCAACGAGGAAUUGAGAGCACAAAUCUCGGACUUUAAGGAAAAGGCCCUGCAACUUCUUCGACGAGAAAAGGCUUACCCGAAAACUUCGGCCGACCCUCUUGCAGUCGAGGCAAAACUUCCACCAUCUCCUCAGAAGGGAGAGUUGGUACUCUCCCUUGUUGCAUAUGCACCUCAGGAGAGAAGGCUGUUCUCCAGUCUUCCAAUCUCCGAUGAACCCAAAUUGCGUGAUAUGCCCUUACCCCAGGGAAUGUCAUUAACUCAUGUUAUGCCGACAACGCCUCAUGAGCGAACACAGACUCUUGGAGAUUUGUUUUCGUCGCCAAAGAACCUGCCGCCUCUGCAGCCACCCAAGCAGCCUAAGACGCAAGCUAAGGGCAACGUGCUGGACUUUUAUCGACCAGAACUGACAGAUACCUCCAAGUUCCGAAAUGCGUCUUACUUCACAACCAAAUUGACUGCUGGAUGUUACCUCGACUACAGCAAUGCGACUCCUUCAUCACAAACCAUCACCAAGCAACGAGAACGUGCGCAAAGUCUAGCGGGAAAGCGACCUUCAACUACUGAACUCGAACUGCACGAGAUGGAAUCGCUUUUCCGAGGCGCCUUUUCUAGCUUCGCACCGUGCAAGGAUGAUUCAGGAGCUGUUGUGCCGUCGAGUGUUGCGGGUCGAAUGUGGUGGCAGCGAUCGGGCCACCGAUCUUUCCAGAACAUGAUUGAGGUCGAAUAUUAUGGUGGUGCUGACAGUGACGAAAAGGCCGAGAAGGAUGAGGCUAUGGACAUCGACGAGAAGGCUAUCCAAGAAGCGAUUGAUAGUUGGGAUGAAUCUGUUGUUGAUCCGUCACUCGAAGAGGCUCUGGGCACAAAACGGGCGGAUGAGGAGAAGGAAGUCGAUGAGAUUUUGGAAGAAGUCAGCGACAUGAUUGAGACCCUGUCUUCUUACCAACGCAUCCGAAACCUUAACCUCCCCAACUCGCAAAAUCGCUCAUCAAGCGACCCAGUCAAUGGCGAUAUGCUGGCUACUCCCGGACCUACUCCUUCGGAAGGCGAGCAAGCCACAUAUGAGAUGCUUAAGGCGCAGCUUGCUCUGAUCAUCAAGACACUACCGCCAUAUGCAGUCGCCAAGCUGAAUGGAGACCAAUUGGAGGAUCUUCUCAUCAGCACCAAGGUUCAAGUCCAAACUGAUAAGUACAAGGGAGUUAUGGAGGAGGAUGAGGCGGGUGUUCAGGCUCGGUUGAGAGCUCAGCAACAAGCUGCUCAGGCUAAUGCCCGGCCGCCGCCUCAACGUACACCUAGUGUAUCGGGAGUUUCCUAUGGGCAUCAUACUCCCCAGACCCAGUACGCAACCCCUCAACGAACCCCCUCUAUGCAACAACAGCAAUACUAUCGACCUGGGCCUACGCCCGGCUUCACACCUGCACCACGACCUAUGCCCGCUCAACCCAGACCUCCUCAACCUAAUCAGUAUUCUCGACCCAACGGUUAUCCUGCUCAAUAUGCCACACAGGUUGCUAAAGCUCAAACUCCUUAUGGCCACCAAAACAUGCCUCAGUAUGCUUCUCAGCCAAGACCUCAGUUUGGACAGAUGCAGGCUCAGCAAGGAACUCCCAAUGCCCGGUUCGCUUUCCAACCAGGCUAUCCACAGCAACAAGCCGCUACGCCCGCACAGCCCAACUUUGGGGCCUACACUAACGGUCAAGCUGUGCCGCAGCGCACGAUGUCUCCUCAGGUUAAUAGACAGGCCUACAGUGCCUCGCCUAAUGUGCAGCAGCCUCCGCGAUAUGGUACGCCGAACCAGGCUGUGGGCAAUCAAAUGAACAGGUACCCGAGCAACCCCCCUCAACAAGGAACGCCUGCUCAGAACCCUGGACUUACAGGAUAUCACACCGUUAUCCCUGAAGCGCAACAGCAGCGGAUUCUCGAACAAGCCAAAGCCCGGGUCGCGGCUCAAGAGCGGUCUACUAUGUUCGCUGACAAGAUCACUCAGCCUGGUACUCCUGGUUUUGGCCAAGGAGGGACUAUGGACCCCAGCCGACUUGCAGCUGCGCGAGCAAGUAUUGCUUCUCAGCAAAAGCCUCCGACUCCCAAUUCUCAGCGAUCGAGUAUGAGCGGGACGCCAGGACCACCACCUCCCCACAAGGUGACUCCUGUUCCUGUCCCACCGAUCCCAGGCAUGCAGCAGAAGCCAUUGUAAUAAUCGACACCAUGUGGAUCUUUUGGAAACGAGAGACGCGAAGCGGAAGGGGUCAGAUAUGAUAUCAUCAAGGCAGACUUAGGGCAUUGGAGGAGCGAGAAAGGGGGUCAGGGGAGGCGUUUAGAGGAUGGAUUCUCGACUUGUUUUUAUUAGCUACGUUUUGUUGAGGAGUUGGUUUUUUGACUCAACCAAGGAAAAAGGGACGAGAGAUAUAUUAUUUUGGAAGAACGAGGAAUUGGUGGACUUAUCCAUCGAGUUGUUGACCUGGGGGUUGGAAACUCCUGGUUGUGUAAUCCAAGACGCCGAAUUGGCGCGUGUAUGCAGAUGAAGAAAAGGUACACUAUUGCAUUGAUACUUAAUAUGUUUACGCUAUGGACUUUCUUUUGUACCAAUA